AUGGGAUCACUCUCUAAAGACCUUGCAUUCACCACGAGUGUCCAGAAAGAUGGGAAUCCUUCGUCGCAGCUUCAUGCCGGGGACCUUCUCGAAAAUGACGUUGGCGACGAAGCAUUGGCGCGGAAAAUCCAUCUUGUGAACGAUGCGAAUGACGAGAUCGGAUGGACCACGUUUCACUGGAAACUCUUCUUCCUCAAUGGCAUGGGAUAUGCUGUGGACUCCGGCCUCACCUUUGUGCAGGGGGUUACUGCAAGCCAGGUCUUCCUUGAGCUUGGCAAACCAUCCUACUACUCAAAUGCCGGAGUCGUGGCGCAGAAUGUAGGACUGACUAUCGGUGCACUCUUUUGGGGUCUCACAGCCGAUAUCAUAGGCCGGAAGCUGUCCUUCAACCUAACCCUGUGGAUCACAUCUCUCGCCAUGGUUGUGACCGGCGCCAGUCCUAAUUUCCCGUUUCUUUGCAGCUUCUUGGCUAUAUCAACGUUCGCAAGUGGCGGAAACUUGAUUCUUGACCCGACAGUGCUACUUGAGUUCCUGCCAGGCAAUAAGCAAUGGGUUGUGACCGCUCUUGCUGGCUGGUGGGGGCUAGGCCAGGCCACUGUCUGUUUCAUUGCUUGGGGAUUUCUAACUAAGGACCGCUUGAAUUGCACUAGUGAGGAUGACUACUGUGGGUGGUCUAACAACGCUGGCUGGCGUUAUGUCAUGUUUACCACCGGCAGCGUCGUGUUUGCCAUCUCAAUCCUGCGCUUGACCGUUGUGCGGCUGGUGGAAACGCCGAAAUAUUUGCUCAAUAAGGGUCGUGAUGCAGAAGUCGUGAAAUAUUACCAAGAUGCUGCUCGAAAGUAUAACAAGGAAUGUUCUCUCACUUUGGAGAAGCUACAGGCUUGCGGGAAGAUCGACUUGAAGUCACAGGAUCAAACUUCACUUUUGAGUGAGACAAUUGGUCAUGUCAAAGGCCUCUUUGUGUCUCGCAAGAUGGCUACAACCACCAUUCUUAUUUGGAUCUCCUGGGCAAUCAUGGGCCUAGCAUAUCCUUUGUUCUACGUCUUCCUACCUGCGUAUCUGUCAACACGAAUUCCGGACAGGGCUACCUCAUCAUACGAGACAUAUAGGGACACGACAUUGACUACAAUCUGUGGCAUUCCGGGUGCUCUUCUUGCUGGAUACCUUGCCAGCACAAAGCUAGGACGCAAAUACACCAUGCUUAUCGGAGCCUUUUGCGGCAUGGCUUUGUUCUUCGGUCUCACCGGCAUCAGGACUUAUGAGCAAAACGUUGGCCUUUCGUGCACUAUAUCUUUUCUCAUUAACAUUUAUUACGCCACCCUCUACGCCUACACAGCGGAGGUACUUCCUUCAGCACACCGCGCAACGGGAAGCGGAAUAGCCGUGUCUUACAACAGGAUUAUGGGUAUUGUUUCGGCCUUUGUUGCUUCAUCCGGAAACACAGCUACGGCGGUACCCCUUUAUGUGUGCGCAGCGCUAUUUGGCGGCUUGGGCUUGAUAGCCGCUGUAUUUCCUUUCGAACCCAAUGGUCAACGCAGCUCGUAG
Molecule: messenger RNA, 1545 nt
Organism: Clonostachys byssicola
Lineage: Eukaryota; Fungi; Ascomycota; Sordariomycetes; Hypocreales; Bionectriaceae
Source: the annotation of a GenBank genome assembly